Lodderomyces jiufengensis is the source of this 1401-nucleotide messenger RNA. RefSeq lists its product as uncharacterized. Lineage: Eukaryota; Fungi; Ascomycota; Pichiomycetes; Serinales; Debaryomycetaceae. The record is from RefSeq and is a predicted model, not a curated record. The transcript has a single exon. Bases 1 to 1401 code for a protein of 466 amino acids.
AUGGCAACGUUACGAGAUCUGACAACUUCUUUACAUAAUAAAAGAAAAAUUAAUGAAUUAGAAGAUAUAUCAAAUACAACUUCUAAUAAUAAACAACAUUCACCAUAUCAUUAUAAUAAUUUAAAGAAUUUGAAUUCAUCAUCUAAUUUACAACAACAACUUAACAAAAGAAGUAAAUUGAAUAAUACAACUACAACUACAACUACAACAACUACAACUUCCAAUGCAAUUACACCCUUAUCAUCAUCAUCAAUUAUAGAAAAACCAAUAACUAGACUGAAUUCAAAAUUAUUAUUACAACAACAAGAAUUACAGAAGCAACAAUCAUUACAUAAAUCAUCAUCAUCGUUAACUUCAUCUAUAUCGUCUAGAACUCAUAAAAGACGAAAUAGUAGUCAUAAUAGUAUUAAUACAUCGACUGAUUAUUAUGAACUAGAUUAUAAACAUAAUAAGAAUAAUAUUAGCAAUACUAAACAAUCAAAUUAUACUCAUAAAUCUUCAAAUUCCUCAAAUUAUAAACAAAUUACUCCUCCAUCUCCAACUCCAAGUGAUGGAUUGUCCAAUGAUGAAUUAAUGAAUGAAAAUAGUAGUCAGCAAUUACAACAACAAGAACAAAGCCAAGAACAAGAACAAGUACUUUUUGAUAAUUUAGAAUAUCAAAAUGGUCACAUUGAUUCAAAAGAUCAUCAUCCAAUUAGACCACAACAUAGACGUUGUAAAUCGGUAUCAUUUGUAUUACCAAAUGAAGACUCAAAAUCUUUUCAACAUUCACCAUUAUUAACUCCAAAAGAUGAAGAAGAUGAAGAAGAAAUUGAUAAUUACCUCAAACAUCAACAAAAGCAAAAUCAAACUCAACAACAACAAAAUGCUACUGUAUAUCCAUCAACACCACCAGAAUCAUUAAGUGAUCAUCAAUCACAAGAUUAUAUGGAUCCAAAUUUUCAAAAUAUAAUUACUUUACAAACUAAAUCAAAACAUGAAUUAGAAAAUGAAGAAGAAGAAGAAUUACAAUCAUCAAAACAAAAUUCAAUUUUACAAAAUAAUUCAGAUUUUAUAGUAUUAAAUUCAUCAUUAAAUUUAAGUAAUUAUCAAAAUUCAAAAUUAAAAAAUGAUAUAAUAAAAUUAUCAAAUUUAAAAAAUAAAAUUAAUGAAGAAAAUCAUCAAAAUUUAAAAAAAUUUAUAUUAGAUUUAUAUACGGGAAAUUUAGAUUUACCAAAACCUGAAUCAAUAAUAAAAUCUCCUUUUAUUAAUUGGUCAAAAUAUCAUUCAUCUUUAAUUAAUAUUAAUUUUCAAGAAUUAGUAUCAAAUAAAAAUAAAUUAAGAGAUGAAUCUACUGGUGAAGAUUUAAAAUAUUUAAAUGAUGAUGAAAUUAAAUUAAGAAUUUUUGAUUAUAUUAAAUAA